AUGCCUCCAUCAACACCCCCUCCGCUACGCCACAUCUCGCAAUUCACCCUGUCUCACUUCAAACUUCUCCAUCGCUCAGCAUGCUUCAGCACGUCCCUCCCCCGCUGGCCUCGCCUCCGACCAAGCGCAAGGCCAUCCCUCCUCAGCCGCUCAACCAACCCCGAGCCUCACAGCAACCACCCGGACUCACAACAACCCUCAACACCAACAAACCCAUCACCAACUCCUCAUAAACAGCCCCAAUCCCAACCAGAACCACAGCCACAACUCCAACCAAAGAAACACGCCGCCACACCACCAAUAUCCCCCCCUAAACGGCCCCCGCCCAUUACAAAAUCCCACAAACAAACCCUCUUCACAACCCCCGUCAUCAUCCAAUCCCCAUCCUCCUCCCCCCAUCUCACAACAAUAACAACAACAAUCACAAGCACAACCUCCCAAAAAUCCCAUCAAGACGCCCAAAUCUCCUCCGCAGCAUCCUUCUUCACCCAAGGCUUCCAAUUCCUCUACUCAGCCGAAUCCCUCAAGCACCACCCCAAAAACCUGCACAUCCCCGAGAUCAUCAUCCUCGGCGCCUCCAACGUCGGCAAAUCCUCCUUCCUCAACGCCCUCGUCAACAAGCCCGACGCCGCCCGCGUCAGCGCCCGCCCCGGCAAAACCACCCUUAUGAACGCCUUUGGCGUCGGCCCCCUACCAACCAUCCCCAAGGGCACUCUCCAAGCGGGGGGAAAACUUCCCCGGUACAGCCUCGUCCUUGUCGACACGCCGGGGUACGGCUUCAAGAGUCAGGCCAGCUGGGGGGAUUCCGUGUGGAAGUACAUCAAGGCGCGCAAGAUGCUGCGCGGCGCCGUGGUGCUGCUUUCGUCGGAGAAGAAGCUCAUGGAGCAGGACAGAUGGAUCCUCAGGACCCUCGCCGAGGCCAACACCCGCACGCUGGUUGUCCUGACAAAGGCCGACAAGGGCGGCGGCUCGUGGACGCAGCGGUGCGGCGACAUGGCGACCCUGGUGCGGGACGAGCUCAACAAGAUUUCGAAGUCCGUGGGGAACGGAUGGAGUGAGGGCUCGGGCUGGAUGCCGGAUAUACACGUCACGGCGGCGGGCAUGGAUCACGUACCCCGGCUGGGCAGCGGAGGCGGCGUGGGAGGCGUCAGGAUGAGCAUCUUGGAGAUGGCCGGCUUUGACCUGCGGGACAAGGAGGUGAAGAGGAAGGACGAGACGGUCACGUAUGGCGGGCCGGUGGUUUCAUUUGAUGAUAUCAAGUGGAAGACGGGGUGA
This is a messenger RNA of Trichoderma reesei QM6a, 1275 nucleotides long. RefSeq lists its product as uncharacterized. Gene Ontology annotation, molecular function: GTP binding. Gene Ontology annotation, cellular component: mitochondrion. NCBI's taxonomy places the organism in Eukaryota, Fungi, Ascomycota, Sordariomycetes, Hypocreales, Hypocreaceae. The transcript has a single exon. The record is from RefSeq and is a predicted model, not a curated record. The coding region runs from base 1 to 1275 and encodes 424 amino acids.